Penicillium daleae is the source of this 207-nucleotide messenger RNA. RefSeq lists its product as uncharacterized. Bases 1 to 207 code for a protein of 68 amino acids. The transcript has a single exon. The record is from RefSeq and is a predicted model, not a curated record. Lineage: Eukaryota; Fungi; Ascomycota; Eurotiomycetes; Eurotiales; Aspergillaceae.
AUGCGCAGUGUCUCUAUUGAAAAAGGCUUGGUGAAGAAUGUGAGGGUGCAGGUGAUGGAUUUACUGCCUAAUGUGGUACAGGUGCUGCUGCUGCAGCCGUCAUUAGUCGAAGUGGACUCUACCUGCUAUCUAUUCCAAACCAUUGCUACACUGGCACAAGUGGAGACGGAUGAGAUAUUUUGGCCCGCACGGGCACCUGCGGUCUGA